AUGGGGCUGGACCAGGUAAAUUUGGAAGCGGACGUUGUCGUCGCUUCCAAGGCACCAGCGGACAAAGUGCCCGUUGCAGUUACCUCUGCUUCCAGCACGGUUGACAACAAGCAAGAGCAAGCUUUGCAGGAGGCUCCCUCUGUCCAGGAUUUCAUCCAGGAGAAGACCGAGGAACAGCAGCUCGAGGCUGACUUGAAAGCCAACGUCAAGCAAACCACCAUGGACUUCAUCAAGAAAGACUUCGCGAACAAGGGUAAGAGACCCAAGGCAUGUUUCGUCACUCUGGUGAGAAACAGCGAGCUUAACGGGUUGCUCUCUUCCAUAAGAAUCGUCGAACAAAGAUUCAACGCCAAGUUCAAGUACGACUGGAUUUUCUUGAACGAUGAACCGUUCUCUGAAGAGUUUAAGAAGAGAGUGCAAGAGGAAGUGUCAUCCACUGUCAAGUUCGGGUUGAUUCCAAAGGAGCACUGGUCGUAUCCAGACUACAUCGACCAAAGUAAAGCUGCGGACACUAGAGCCAAGAUGGCCGAUAUCAUUUACGGUGGUUCAGAAUCCUACAGACACAUGUGUCGUUACCAAUCCGGGUUCUUCUGGAGACAUCCCCUACUGGACGAAUACAGCUGGUACUGGAGAGUUGAACCAGACACGCAACUGUACUGUGACAUCAACUACGAUGUCUUCCAGUGGAUGCAGGACCACGAAAGGUGUACGGUCACCAUUACGAUUCACGAAUACGAAGCUACGAUCCCAACUCUGUGGAAAACCUCCAUGAAUUUCUUCAAAGAACACCCUGAAUAUGUAUCGGAGAACAACUUGAUGAAAUUCUUGUCCGGGAACGACGGGGAGACGUACAACCUGUGCCACUUCUGGUCGAACUUCGAAAUCGCAUCGCUAGAUUUGUGGAGAUCGCCAGCGUACAGAGCUUACUUCGACUACUUGGACAGGGCCGGUGGGUUCUUCUACGAAAGAUGGGGGGAUGCCCCAGUGCACUCCAUUGCGGCCGCGCUGAGAUCCCAAGAGAUAAGAUCCACUACUUCUCCGACAUUGGUACCACCGACCCACCUUACGACUAACUGUCCUCGGGACAUGGACGUCUUACAGAAACAACGAACUGUGCCUGUGACCAAGGGAACGACUUCACAUUCCAAGCGUAUGCAUGCGGGACAGAAUAUUACGACUCUCAAGGCAUGA
Molecule: messenger RNA, 1191 nt
Organism: Huiozyma naganishii CBS 8797
Lineage: Eukaryota; Fungi; Ascomycota; Saccharomycetes; Saccharomycetales; Saccharomycetaceae
Product: alpha-1,2-mannosyltransferase KRE2
Exons: 1
Coding region: 1-1191 (396 amino acids)
Biological process (GO): protein N-linked glycosylation; protein O-linked glycosylation; cell wall mannoprotein biosynthetic process
Cellular component (GO): Golgi apparatus; membrane
Molecular function (GO): alpha-1,2-mannosyltransferase activity
Source: RefSeq, a predicted model, not a curated record